Pseudogymnoascus verrucosus is the source of this 827-nucleotide messenger RNA. RefSeq lists its product as uncharacterized. The record is from RefSeq and is a predicted model, not a curated record. Gene Ontology annotation, cellular component: mitochondrion; L-cysteine desulfurase complex. The transcript has 5 exons. Bases 272 to 613 code for a protein of 113 amino acids. Gene Ontology annotation, biological process: iron-sulfur cluster assembly. Lineage: Eukaryota; Fungi; Ascomycota; Leotiomycetes; Thelebolales; Thelebolaceae.
GACCCAUGAGUCGUCGUCGUUGCAUCCUUCCUAUCCUAUCCUGCAUGUGCUCCUAUCUUAUCUCCACGUGAUCAUAUAUUAUUUUUCGGUCUUAUCGGCGGCGACUUCUUUCUCCGGGCCACGACCGACGGCACCACCCGCCGUCGGCUUAUUACUAACCUACUGUAAAGAAGGAAGUUACAGGUCGUACUUUGCUUCAUCACCACUUGCAAAGAAGUUUCGAGCAGGUUGAAUUAGAGACUUUAUACCCGCGCGACCGUCUCUCUUCACUAUGUCUGCUGUCCAGGUCCUCAAGGGCGAUGCGCCAGCCCAGGCGCGAUCAUUGUUCCGCCAAUUGCUCCGCCAAGGAGAGCAGUUCGCCGCAUAUAACUUCAGAGAAUACGCUACCCGGAGGACGCGCGAUGCGUUCCGCGAGCACAAGGACGAGAAGGAUCCGAGGCGCCAGCAGGAGUUGAUACAGGAGGGGUUGAAGGAGCUGCAGAUGCUGAAGAGGCAAGCUACUGUGAGCCAGUUUUUCCAGAUUGACAGGUUGGUUGUGGAGGGUGGCAAGUCGGGCAAGCAAAAGGGCAAGAAGGGUGAUCUUGUGAGGCAAAACGAGACUGGAUGGAACUGAUUUUGGGCUGCAAAAGCGUAUGGGCGUUGUGAACUGCGUCUGUGAGGGAUAUGAGAGGCUGGGCGAUUCGCACAAGGGAACCUUGUAAAUAUAUUGUACUAUAAAUGAUCGUGGAUGGCAUGGAUCGUUUGGAAGCAGUGCAUAGAGUCGCAGCAAUACAUAUCACCUCCACUACCACAUUCACUACCACAUUACAUGCUACCAUCAACCAUGA